CGAGCAACAAACAUGUUUGCCAAGCCAUUCGGCACGACGGGCAACACGCGGCUGAAGGGGAAGGAUGUGAAAAAAGUUCGGCUCGAUCUUCUCAAGUCCUGUGGAAUCGAGAGCGAUGCCAACUUCCCGUGGACCCUCCUGGCCAAGGCCGACAUCGUCAAGAUCAAACUGGCAGCGCCAAGUCGGACGGUGUUGUUCACAGAUGUCGACGCGAACGUGUUGGCGUUCGAUAUUCACGGGAAGGGCGAAGUGGUCCCGUCGGUGUACUUGCUCUGGCACGAACCUGCCUUGCGCAUGCAAUUGCCACAACUUGUUGUGCAUUCCCCAGUGAGCCAUUAUUUGCUCCGUGGCGCGGAUCCGAUGCUUCCAGGAGUACUUCAACACAGCCAUUCGGCCGAUCAUCCUUUUCUCAAGGGUGAGCUGCGGGCCGUAUAUGUUCACGGCAACCCAAUGCCGUUUGCGAUCGGCGACAUGCUGGUGGACGCAGACACCCUUGCUGUCCAAGGGUGGAAAGGCAAGGCAAUGCGGCUACUCCAUGUCGUGUUCGACGAGCUGACAAGGAUGGCGCCACCACUUCCGCGCGAUUUACCCGAAGGCUUCACCGAUAGCCAAAUCCAUCCUACAGAAGACAGUGCGGCUGCACUAAACGUCGCAGACAUCGUGUUGAACGACGUGGCACCGCCAUUUGCCUCGGAAACACCUGCCCCGGCACCUGCCGACGAGGCCGGCGCAGUACAUGAACUGGCCGACGAAGGCGCCACCGCUUUGUCCCAAAGCGACCUGGACGACUUGUUGGAGCGCAGUUUUUUCCAGGCAAUGAAAACAGUCAAGCCGAGCGACGCCCCGAUGCUCGCGAGUCACUUCUACGCGUCGUUUGUGCUGCCUUGCCGUCCCGUCGGCAGCUCCAUCCACGUCAAGGGCACGUCGUAUAAGAAGAUUUCAACCUUUCUCAAGCACAUGGCGUCCCGUGGAGUCAUCGACGUCACUGAACACGACGGCGUACAAACGAUCACGCUGUUUCGCAAAACGCACCCGGACGUCAGUCGCCAUCCGUUGCAUCGGUCCGAGAUGACUGUGGCCGUGGAAUUGGAAGCGGAAGCAACAGCGGGGGCGUUUGUGCCAGGAAAACAUGCUCCCGAAGUCGUCCAGCUGUACCGAUUGACGCCACCGACUCACGUCAUCUGUGGCCCCGACACCAACACGUCGUUGCAUCUAACCGACAUCCGAACGCGGUUGAACGAUUACAUCGCCACGAACGGCCUCGUGCAUCCUCGCGAGCCCCAGUAUGUCCAACUCGACGCUUCUCUCACGGACGCCUUGUUCCCGGGAAAGAAGAAACCGGCGGAAGGCUACCCGGACAAACUUUUGCGUCAAGAAGUGCUCCAACUCUUUGUGUCGCGCCUUCGCCCGUACCAUUCGAUUCAACUCUCACCAGACCAACCGGUCGCGCCGAUCGCAGGCGACUUCAAGCCGAUUCGCGUCAAAACCGAGCUGACCAAGCGCCAAAAGCCCGUCACGAUUGUGUCCAACAUCGAGCAAUUUGGCCUGGAUCCUCAACUUUUGUCGAGGGAUGCCCAAAAGAAGUGGGCAUGCAGCGCGACGCUUGUACCACACGGAAAAUAGAUCGAAGUUCACAUUCAAGGCAACUUGGGCCACGAUGUCGUGGCGCACCUUGGCAAGCAGUACAAAAUCCAACCCAAGUACUGCGUCGCAGAGUACGGAAAAGGCCUCAAGCCAAAAAAGUAACGUGUACACGGUCAAUGGGGGGUCGAUCUGGUUAAUCUCGAUCAAUCACACCCUUGCUGUUGAGCACCGCGUACUCCAACUGCUUGGCCAGAAUCGCUUUCGAC
Molecule: messenger RNA, 1850 nt
Organism: Aphanomyces invadans
Lineage: Eukaryota; Oomycota; Saprolegniomycetes; Saprolegniales; Verrucalvaceae
Exons: 7
Coding region: 13-1623 (536 amino acids)
Biological process (GO): formation of translation preinitiation complex; translational initiation
Molecular function (GO): translation initiation factor activity
Source: RefSeq, a predicted model, not a curated record